AUGUGUAUAGAUUAUAGACAACUAAAUGCUCUGACUAUAAAGAAUAAGUUUCCAAUUUCUGUGGUGGAAGACUUGUUAGAUGAGUUGAGGGGAGCAUCAUACUUCUCUAAACUGGAUUUAAGCUUUGAUUUGGAAAAUCAUAUUAAGCAUCUCAGGAUUGUUCUGGAAGUUUUGAAGCAGAAUCAGUUAUUUGCCAAAAAGACUAAAUGUUUUUUUGGUCAAAAUGAAGUGGAAUACCUGGGUUAUAUCAUAUCUAAACAUGGGGUAGCUAUUGACCCAGCAAAGAUCCAAGCAAUGAAGCAAUGGAAAUUACCAAAAACCUUGAAGUCCCUAAGAGGCUUCAUUGGCUUGACAGGAUACUAUAGAAGGUUUAUUAAGGGUUAUGGAGAAAUUGCUAAGCCUUUAACUACUAUGCUUAAAAGGAUCAAUUUCAGUAGACAGGAGAAAACAGAUUUGUCUUUGAACUUCUUAAGACUACAACGUGCCAUGCUCCUGUUCUAG
Messenger RNA from Hibiscus syriacus, 501 nucleotides. RefSeq lists its product as uncharacterized. The record is from RefSeq and is a predicted model, not a curated record. The transcript has 2 exons. NCBI's taxonomy places the organism in Eukaryota, Viridiplantae, Streptophyta, Magnoliopsida, Malvales, Malvaceae. Bases 1 to 501 code for a protein of 166 amino acids.